AUGUGGGCCAGUCGCUGUUUACGGCUUCCGAAAAAGCCGUUCGCCGAGCUCGACUAUGCCCGGAACAUGCCCAAGGAGUACGUGAAGCGCGUCCAACGAGCCGUGCCGAAGAAAGUGUGGGGCGAUAGGUUCGGCGCGCCGGACAUUGUUCGUUGGAAUGUUCACCCGGACGACGUGAAACCAUCAAAUCAGCGGCCCUGGGAGGAGGACCAACUGCGAGACGCCAUCAAGAAGCAGAACGAGUACCACAAGCAGAAAGUCCUGCGAAAGUUCUACGCGAUCAAGCCGGCGAAGGUGAAGCGGAUGCCGGAUCAAGAAUGGACGUUCUUUCCGGGAGAUAUUGUCGAGGUCAAAGUCGGGAAGGACAAGCGAAGGCAGGGCACGAUUUGCCGUGUCAGCCGGGACACUAAUGAAGUGUUCGUCGAUGGUCUGCACACAAAGCUGACGGAUAUGAUGUCGAAGGAGAAUGCGGAGAGGCUGGGCGUCGAUCAGCAAUUGACGUGGUCGGAACAAGCGCUGUCUGUCGAAAAGGGGCACGUUCAACUUGUCGAUCCGAAUGACAACGAGCCAUGUACUGCUAGCUGGAAGCUCAACGGCGACGAAUGGAUCCGGAUAUCCGACCGCACCGGGUAUGAGAUUCCGAUCCCGGCCCAAGCAGAAGUCACCUACGACUAUGUACAAAUUGACAAAUAUAUUGAAGCCGACAAGGACACUCCGGCCGACGAGGUGCUCAAGAUCACCUACCAGCCGCAGCUGGCCUCCUUCGAGGACGAGAUCACGAAGGCGCACGGGGCCCACGAUGAACGGAAACCGCAAAAGACUUAUUGGUAU
Molecule: messenger RNA, 831 nt
Organism: Mesorhabditis spiculigera
Lineage: Eukaryota; Metazoa; Nematoda; Chromadorea; Rhabditida; Rhabditidae
Source: the annotation of a GenBank genome assembly